AUGGCGGACCCCGCAGAUUUGAAUCUCGACGCGCCUAGCGAUCUUCAAGACAUCCCAGAUAUGUCGAUGGAGCUUGUUCCGCCGCCCGAAGGGACGUUUCCAGACAAAGCAUCACUUCUUGCCUCAGUACAAGCGCAUGCGAAAACUCACGGUUACAAUGUGGUAGUCAAAUCGUCUAGUACUCCCACUGAAAAGAAACCAGGACGGACAGCCAAGGUCUGGUUACGGUGUGACCGGGGUGGACACUAUCGUCCACGAAACGGCCUUACCGAGGAGACGAGGAAGCGGAGACGAACUUCCCGUUUGAUGGACUGUCCGUUUAUGUUAGUUGCAGCUGGAACUCCUGGCAUCUGGACUUUGACUGUCCUAAAUGCUACCCACAAUCAUGGCCCUGUUAUUGAGAAACCACGACAAGUUCCUCAUCACAAAGUCCGGAAGGGACAAAUUGCCGCCGUCCCAUAUGACUGGCCGCAUGAUGCGACGCUCACACCGUAUACCACAGCGCUGGUUAUUAUUGAUAUGCAAAAAGACUUUUGUGCACCAGGAGGAUACAUGGAGUUUCAAGGCUACGACAUAUCCGCCACACGUGCACUGAUACCAAAACUUCAGGAGCUUCUAAGUUCAUUUAGAUCUGCCGGGUUUCCGGUCUAUCACACACGUGAGGGUCAUCGGCCCGAUCUUUCAACGCUUCCAAGCCGAGAAGCCUUUCGGUCUCAAAACAAUCCAUCUGGGUUAGGAAUUGGCUCUCCAGGACCGCUGGGCCGUCUCCUAAUCCGCGGUGAACUGGGACAUGAUACCAUUGAUGAACUCUACCCUCUUCCUGGUGAACCUGUAAUUGACAAACCCGGACGAGGAGCGUUUGCACACACAGACUUUGAACUUCUCCUUCGCAACAAGGGUGUAAAGAACCUUGUCAUUGCAGGCGUAACGACAGACGUAUGCGUGUCCACGACGAUGCGUGAAGCUAACGACCGCGGGUUCGAUUGUCUCCUAUUAGAAGACGGCUCUGCGGCGGCCGAACCGCCUCUGCACGUCAACACGUUGGAGUCAGUAAAAAUGGAGGGAGGGAUCUUUGGCGCAGUCGCCAAGCUCGACGACGUUGUACAUGCCGUGGAAAACUUCAAAAAUGUCACUGUGAAAAAGCUGGCCCCUCAGAUGACUUCUUGA
Aspergillus puulaauensis is the source of this 1167-nucleotide messenger RNA. Its product is annotated as cysteine hydrolase family protein. The transcript is spliced from 4 exons. NCBI's taxonomy places the organism in Eukaryota, Fungi, Ascomycota, Eurotiomycetes, Eurotiales, Aspergillaceae. The coding region runs from base 1 to 1167 and encodes 388 amino acids. The record is from RefSeq and is a predicted model, not a curated record.